Serpula lacrymans var. lacrymans S7.9 is the source of this 1179-nucleotide messenger RNA. RefSeq lists its product as uncharacterized. Gene Ontology annotation, molecular function: oxidoreductase activity; FMN binding. The coding region runs from base 1 to 1179 and encodes 392 amino acids. Lineage: Eukaryota; Fungi; Basidiomycota; Agaricomycetes; Boletales; Serpulaceae. The record is from RefSeq and is a predicted model, not a curated record. The transcript has 8 exons.
AUGUCGACCACCACCUCUCACUCUGCUCUUUUGAGCCCUCUUGCGAUCGGGCCUCUGACCCUUCGCAACAGGGUUAUCAUGUCUGCACUCACCCGCUCCCGCUCAGCUCCUACUAACGUUCCCAACGAAGUCAACCUCGAACACUACGUUCAGCGUGCACGUGGAGGUGCAGGAUUGAUCGUCACCGAGGGUGUGCUUAUCGAACAACAAGGCACGGAGUGGCAGAACGCGCCUGGUAUCUGGAGUCAAGAACAAGUAGCCGCCUGGAAGAAGAUCACCUCUGCAGUUCAUGCUGAGGGCGGUUUGAUUUUCGCUCAGUUGUGGCAUCUGGGACGUAUCUCGCACCCUGAUGCUCCUGAGCAGAAAGCUGCGGGAAAGCCUGUGUAUGCUCCAUCCGCCAUUUCUGCUCGAGGUGGCAAGUUCCGAUUCAUCCCUGGUGAACCUGGAUAUGUUACACCCACCGCUAUCGAUGAUCCCCGAGUUCUGAUUGAACAGUACAAGAAAGCAGCUAUUAAUGCCAAGGAAGCCGGCUUUGACGGCGUUGAAUUGCACGGCGCCAACGGUUAUCUCGUCCAUCAGUUCCUUGACUCUACCUCUAACCUUCGCACGGACUCGUGGGGUGGUUCUGUUGAAAACCGCUCUCGUUUCGGUCUCGAAAUCCUCAAAGAACUCGUAUCCGUCUUUGGAAAUAAGAGAGUUGGCAUUAAGUUGAGCCCUGCUGGUGGAUAUAAUGAUGUGGGUAUGCCGUUGCAAGAUACCCUCGAUACUUUCAACUAUUUCAUCUCUGAAGCCGAUAAACUGGAUCUGGCGUACUUCUGCCUGGCGAGAUACCUCGCUAUGCUGGACCCGACGUUCGAUGGUAAGUCGCGUAAGACUCGUGCUACUCAACACGACGUACUCGCGUCCUACCGCCAAUCCAUCAAGAAGUCACUUUUGAUUCUGAAUGCUGGCCUCACUCCCGACGAGGCAGAAGCUCUCAUCUCGUCCAAGCAAAUCGACGCAGCUGUCUUUGGAAUGCUGUUUAUCAGCCACCCUGAUUUACCGAAGCGAAUCGCCCACGGCAUCCCUCUUGAUAAUCAGGUUGAUUUCACGACGUUGUAUAGUGGUGGACCUCAGGCUACUUUAGAGGAGUUGAGGAAAGGAUAUAACGAUUACCCGGAGGCUACUUAUAAUAACUAG